Messenger RNA from Coregonus sp. 'balchen', 3269 nucleotides. The record is from the annotation of a GenBank genome assembly. Lineage: Eukaryota; Metazoa; Chordata; Actinopteri; Salmoniformes; Salmonidae.
CCAGGUUUGCUGAACAUUGGGGAGUCUGCUACCCAGCCCUGGUUGGCUGAUACCUGGCCCAACUCCUGCUCCAAUCACAACGACUGUAGCAUGAACUGCUGCACCGCAGGACAGGGCAACAGUGACAGCAACCUGGCUACAUACAGCCGCCCAGGUGAGUACGCUACGCACUGGAACAACACACCCAAACAUAAACUGUACUAAAACAGUUAUCAAAAUAACUCUCAACAGAGGCGUCAUGCCCAUAGGGGGCACAGGGGCACAUGCCCCCUCAGAUUUGUCCUGUUAAAAAAAAUAUAUAUAUAUAUAUUUUUUGUUGUUGUUUGUUUUAGAUUUUUCUCUGUAAUACUACUAGCCACUUAGCAAUUUUAUGAAGUUGGCUUUAGCUAGCCCAGAUAGGUUCCCAAUCUCAUAACCUGCUACCAAGAUGAAUCAGGUUGGUAGACUUCAGAAAAGCACGCAAUUACUAAAUGUACUGAAUAAGACACAUUCCUUUCAAGAUUUUAGCAGAGAUGCAGAGAUGCUUCUUUUUUAAAUUUUUUGUUUAAAGAACCACCAGUCAGGAGGAUACAGACAGCUCAAGAGGUAUGCUUAGAUAUGCAGAAAAACAUAAAUACUUUUUUACAUAGAAUUAAGCAUAAAGGUUGCAGGAAAAAGCUGUUACAGGUGUUUGAAAAAUGCUAAAUUCUAGCCCCCCUCCGGACCACCACCCAGCCAUUCUCACUUACUUUGUGCCCCCACAGAUUUCUGGGGUACAUGACACCCCUGCUCUCAAAGCAAAGCAUAGAUAAGAAUCAUAAAAACGAGUUGGUAGAAAACAGAGAGAAGUGAAAUCCCAUAUCUGGGUUAGCUCCCUCGAGACUUUCUCUCUCUUACCUCUCUCCUCGCGAGGUCUCUAUAAGAAAACCCUUAAGGGAUGUGAGGCUUAGGGGUAGGAGUAGCGUGUGUGUUUGAUUUAUUUCAGGUUAAAGCGGGGCUGUUUUAGGCAUGAAAUAAAAGGAACGCGCUGGACGGGCCUUAUGGGUUUACUCUGCUGCAAAUCGAAUUGCUCUGCUGAUUUCCAUACUGUUGUUAUAGCCCGUAAUGUCAUUCCCACUAAGUGCUCAGUUAUUUAAGAAAUGUAGAGGUCAGGGCAGGACUGCAGACUGCAGCCAACACCAGAUGGAGAGAUGGAGAGAGAGAGGUACCUGGAAGAGUGCAUAGAAAGAAAGGGAACAGAGGAGGAAAAAGAACGAUGGGGGAGAAUAAGUAGCAUACACAGAGAUACAUGGAGAGAGAAAGUAGGGGGGAAGUAACACGUGAGUAGAGGGGAAGUAAACUGGACGGAGAAAGAGCAAGGGAGUUGGAAGGAAAGUAAAAAGAGCAGAAGAGAUGGACAGUAACAGAGGGAGGGAGGGAUUGAGGGUGGGUUAUGGUACACCUCCAGGUGGCCUCUCGGUCAGCAGUACUUUCUAUAAACAAUAGGGAGGGAGUUUGGCUCUGAAGUCCGAGGGACACACACACACACACACACACACACACAAAAGAGCUAAGUACUCAUACUCUACAGAGAAAGAGGGUCAACAGCUGGCAGAGAGGAGAGAAGUAUGGCUCUUGGUGCAGGGUGGGGACAAAGGAUUUGAGGUUAUACACACAUAUGUAGGACAUAACUACAAAACUUGGACCCCAGCCCUGAACCUCCCUUUGAGAGACAGUAGGCUUAGAAGUUGAACUAAAGGAAAAGAGAUGUGGGUAUAUAGUGCAGUCGUUUGAACAGUCAUUUGGACACACGGCAGGCCUUUCUCCAGCUGUAGUGUCUGACAGAUUGUACAGUAGUGUAGCGUUGCCUACCCACUCAUUGACUCAUUUACAUUGUUGGCUUCAACCAUCUCCCCAAACAGGCUUACACACACUCCUAUUGUAGCAGAUGUACUGUUGUACUAAGUGCUGUGCUGCCACUAGGUUAAGCAUCUUACUCAAGGACAAAGAAACACUGUAACCAUCAAAUACAUACCCAGCUUCUAAAGUUACCCAUCACAGUCAACACAAUAACCUAAUCCGACUUUUCAUUCCGUGGUGUGUUUAACGUUCCCCUAACAUUGGUUCUGGUGACAAUCUGUGAGUUUAAUUGAGAAGGGAUAAAAUGCCAAAAGCAGUUGUCCCUCAGCGCAUGUGUAAGACGUUAAGGAGUAUGCAUCGUGCUGGUUGCUUUGUGUGGCCAACCUAAACCCUGUGACGGUUUAACAGGAUCAGCGGCUAGGUGACAGAGCCGAGGGAUACGAGUUAAUGUCCCUUUAUCUAACACAUUAGAGGCCCUUUCUCCACAUCUACCUCUGAAGUGCCUCAGAUAUCACUCGGUUUUUGGAAAUGUGAGGCUCACGUGCGCUCGGUUGUUCUACCUAUAGCCGUCCUUGGUAUUUACCGCAAGGCUUGGUCUCAGAUCUGCUGGAGGAUUUGAAUAUUUUAUGAGCCAGAGAAAAUUGGAUCUGUCAGUGGAGCUCUGCUCUUUGCUGCACGCUUCAUUACAACCUUUUGAUACAGACGUGUUCCACUGUCCUUCUCAAUGAGCAAAGCCUCCUCGCCUGGCGUCUGAUGGGGAGAAUAGACAGGACACCCACCUUGAGCUGUGGAUGAGACCGAGACAUUAUUGAGACAGAAAGACAGAGAGAGCAGACAGUGGAAGUAUAAUACAGCUCCAGUCAAUCACCUGAACCAGAUAGGGAUAGUUGACGUACAGAAUGAACUGUAGUUUGCACUGAAAGAUAUAUAUGUCUAGACUGAGGGCACAGUGAUCUGUUGAAAGGUAUAAAUGACUCAGGCUGAUUUAGUUCUGUGUCAUUCUGUAAUGUUAAUCUUUUCAUCUUAUUAUAUGAUGCCAGUGAAUACAACUGAAUACAACUGCCAUUCGUGCCAUUCAUGCACUUGGCAAACCUCUUCUUCUGAACCUAGUUAUAGAAGCUAGUCCGGUUUUUGACUAAAACCCUGCACCCUGCACCCGCUCCCCAUGUUAUCCAGCCGACUGCAUCGCCAACUAUAACAACCAGAUGGAGAGCAAGCAGACCAACCUGAUGGUGCCGGAGGGAGGAGUGUAUGUAGACGUGGACCUCUCCAACAAGAUCAACGAGAUGAAGACCUUCAACAGCCCCAACCUAAAGGACGGACGCUUCGUUGGGCCGGGGGGACAGCCCACCCCCUACGCCACCACACAGCUCAUCCAGUCGUCUAUCCUGGGAAACAACAUCAACACAGACAGAGACAGAGGUAGUGGAGGGGGAGGGGAGGGGAGAUAA